AUGCCAAAAAUUCGGAAAAACAACGAGAACAGUCCGUCGGGUUGGAUUUCAGCAACAGAGCAACGUGCGUAUAUUCGCAGCGAAACAGUACGCGGUAAAAAAGUGCCCGAAAUCCAUGCCGCGUUAAAAGAAGCGUAUAGAAGGUUUACUGUGAAUCGUAGCACAGUACAGAGGUGGCACACGAAGUUUCGUGAAGGUCGAACAAGCAUCGAAGACGAUCCGCGCGCGGGGCAGCCGUCUACUGUAACAGCUGACAACACAAACGCUUCAAUUAUUGCAACGUUGCUCGAUGAAGACCGGAGAAUCACAGUGCUAGGCAAACGAAAGGCGGCGCGGUGGGUACCGCACUUCUUGUCAGCUAAACAAAAAGCAACACGUUCGGAAAUUGCGCACGAAUUGCUUGCUUGUUAUGAAAAUGAAGGUGAAACCUUCCUCGAUCGCAUCAUCGCAAUUGAUGAAACCUGGAUACGUGACUUCGAGCCCGAACUGAAGUCUCAGAGCGACGUUUGGAAGAGUCCAGGUUCGCCGAGAGCACAAAAAGUUCGUCGCCAACAGUCGAAAAUGAAAGAAAUUAUGAUCUUUGCCUACGAUAAACAGGGCGUAAUCACCACAGAUCAAGUUCCGAGGGAUACUAGUGUCACUGGAGCAUACUACAAAAAUUUUCUUCAGAAUGUCUUGCGCCCAAAAAUCCGUAAACUGCGUCCAGGAAUGUUGCAAAGUGGUGUGUUGAUUUUGCACGAUAAUGCACGCCCGUACAUCGGUGCACCGAUCAUCGAACUUCUCGAAAAAUACGGCUGGGAACGGCUCCGCCACCCAGCUUAUAGUCCUGAUCUGAGCCCACCUGACUUCGAUCUCUUUCCCAAGAUGAAAGAACCCCUUCGGGGGGUGCGUUUUCCGACGCUGGAAGUGCUCCGAAGAGAAGUGACCCGACAGAUUCGGAUGCUCAAUAAGAACGGGACGCUGAAUUCAAGCACUUCCGCGCCGCUGGCAAGCGUGCAUUGA
Molecule: messenger RNA, 1002 nt
Organism: Harpegnathos saltator (Jerdon's jumping ant)
Lineage: Eukaryota; Metazoa; Arthropoda; Insecta; Hymenoptera; Formicidae
Product: histone-lysine N-methyltransferase SETMAR
Exons: 2
Coding region: 1-1002 (333 amino acids)
Molecular function (GO): nucleic acid binding
Source: RefSeq, a predicted model, not a curated record